AUGAUUAAUUCUACUAUUCAUAAUCAAACAAUAUCAUCAACUGAUUCAGUUGUACAUCGACCAACAAGACAAGUAACAUAUAUUGGUGCAAUACUUGCAUUUGUCUUUAUUUUUUUUGGUCUUAUUGGUAAUGUCAUUCUAAUAACAACAAUAUUAUCUGUUAAAAAACUUCGAACAAAUACUAUUAAUAUAUUCAUUGUUUCGUUACAAUUCAAUGAUUUAUUAAAUAUUGGUUUUAAUCAACUUUUUGUUGGUCUUUCCUAUGCUAAUGAUCAUUGGGUGGGAGGUCGUUUAAUAUGUAAAUUAGUUGUGUACUUUUCAACAGUUUGUAUGGGCUGUCUUCUUUGGCACCAUUGUCUAAUUGCUAUACAUCGGCUUAUUGUUGUUGUUUAUCCAAACUUAUUACGCCGUAUGUCAAUCAAAACUUAUAUCAUUGUUUCACUUGUCAUAACACGAAUAUUACCUAUACUUUGUUGUAUACCAUCAUUUCUAACUGAUUCAAUAUCGUAUUCACAUCAAGCAUUACGUUGUUCAAUACGUAAUAAAUUACAAAUAUUUAUUAAUUUAACUGUAUUAAUUUUAUUACCAAAUGUUAUAAUCAUAUUUUGUUUUCUUGGAAUAUUCUUUCAUGUUUAUCAUGCAUCAUAUACAAGUGGAAGAACAAAUACACCAUCAGUAUCAACAUCACAUUCAUUAAGACGUGAAAUACGUAUAACAAAAAUGUUUGCAGUUUUAUUUACAUUAUUUUUUCUUGGUUAUCAUCCGUAUGGUUUUGUACGUGCAUAUGAUAAACGUCGACAAUUACAUCCUGAUAUAUUCGUUUUAUUAACAUUACUUUAUUGUAUAUCAAUAUGUGCAUCACCAUUUGUCUAUGGAAUAAUGAAUAAUCAAUUACGUCAUGAAUGUAUGAGAGUUAUAUUUAAUUGUUGGCAUUGUCAAAAAAUUGAUGAUUAUAGAAAAUAUUCUCAUAGUCGUUUAAAUUCAACAGUACCAACAGCAUUAACAGUAAUUCAUGAUAAUGGAGAUGAUGGUCGAACUAGUCCAUCAAUACGUCAUUUAUCAUCUCAACAAAUAAGAAAAAAAUCUUCAACUGCAACAAUAGUUAAUACUGCUCAUGUUUAA
This is a messenger RNA of Adineta steineri, 1122 nucleotides long. The record is from the annotation of a GenBank genome assembly. NCBI's taxonomy places the organism in Eukaryota, Metazoa, Rotifera, Eurotatoria, Adinetida, Adinetidae.